Mercenaria mercenaria is the source of this 3590-nucleotide messenger RNA. RefSeq names its product toll-like receptor 4. Gene Ontology annotation, molecular function: protein binding. The record is from RefSeq and is a predicted model, not a curated record. Lineage: Eukaryota; Metazoa; Mollusca; Bivalvia; Venerida; Veneridae. The coding region runs from base 126 to 2669 and encodes 847 amino acids. Gene Ontology annotation, biological process: signal transduction. The transcript has a single exon.
UACAGAUGUAUAUGUAUAUUAGAUUCUGUUUUGUUUUUCAGUUCGCUGCAUCUAAAGUCGAGUGAGAGAGACAGGUGUUAUAUAUUAAUACUUACUGUUUUACGGAUUAAGUGUUUCCAAACAAUAUGUCUCGGCCAAGAGUACUUUUUGUUUGUUUCAUCAUUAACUUUAUUCAUUUUACUAGAGGACAAUUAUUUCUACAGUGUGCGUGUAAAAUGGAUGUUCAAAAACUUUCUGCUGACUGCUCUGGACUGGGUCUGACAAAUAUAUCCGAAAUAUUUAAUUGUGUGCCUAACAACACUAGGGAACUUAACCUAUUCAAUAACAGUAUAAGUGAUAUUCUACCUGGAAUAUUUGGAAGAUUUUCUUCAUUACAAUCAUUAAGACUGGAUUAUAAUAGAAUUGGAUACCUAAACAGUGGAGUUUUCAGUGGAUUGACACAGCUUGGGAAUUUGUCAUUAAAUCACAAUAACCUAAAUGGUAGUGAGUCUUACGCAGACGAUGUGUUUAAACCAUUACGCAAUCUCCGGCGGUUGUAUCUGCAAGGCAACUGUAAUGUUCAUACGUCUGUCUGUUCGUAUCCAGACAAAGCUGUGUCAGUUGCUACCAGUCUGCAAUAUCUUCAUCUAGAUGGUAUACCAAAUGUAGAUUUUGGGACAGGAUUUUCAAAGUUGAGAAAUCUGGAAACAUUGUAUAUAAAUGAUGAGAAUGGUUUUUGUAAUUUGCCAGUUCUAACGGAAAAUACUUUUGAACCAUUCAGACAAACUCCUCUAUAUUACCUGCAUUUGGACGGGUGCAGUAUCGAAAAAUUCGCGCCAAACGUCUUCCGGGGCUUGCUUAACCUGUCGACCUUGAUUAUUGAAGACAACCGGCACUUAUGUUCUGUAGAAAACGCUACAGUUGGGCUAAAUGAAACAAAUAUAGAAACUAUCCGGUUCAAUAACUGGUGUAGGCAGCACUCUGAUUUCAUACGACUGGCAGAAGGUAUGUUUAAAGGUCUCACAAAUACUUCAUUGAAAACCCUGGACUUGGGCUGGAAUAAAAUCAAUUACAUACACCCCAGGUGUGUAGAUAAUCUCCCAAAAUCUCUUCAGUAUAUUUCAUUGAAAGAAAACAAACUUGACUCUGGGAACUUUCUUAAGUACUUAAGAAGACUUAACCGUUUAGAAGUGUUCGACGUAAGCUAUCAAUACCACAAUAGAAUGGGCAUAGCUGCGUUUCGGAACAGAAAGCUGCAGGCAAAUUCUUUAUUACAAAUCUUGAAGAACACAGUAGGAGAUGAUAAACCCGUGUAUCUACCGGAAAAUGUAAGAACCAUCUUUAUGAAUAAUAUAAAGUUAGAGUACCCGGUGCCGUCUUUAAUAUUUGGACCAAACAGAUUACAACAUCUGGAUGCAUCCUGCUGUAUGCUUAUAGCAUUUCUAGGGCCUUGGUAUGGUCUAAAAGAUCUACAGUUUUUUAACCUCUCUUUCAAUAGAUUCUCCUAUUUUAGUCCUAACACUUUUGUUGAUAUGGGGAAUCUGAAGACCCUCCUUUUACAAAAUACUCAGAUAGGUGAAUCUUUGAACAGGGACCACGAAGGGCUAACAUUUUCAAGUCAGAAGAAACUGGAAGUACUGGAUCUUAGAAGUAAUGCGAUAAAAGAUCUGCCUUAUAAGCUAUUUCACAACCUAACAAAUUUACAAAGUCUGUCGUUAGCCGAAAACUCAGUGAAGAAUAUCAGUUUCUUGUUGAGACCAUUGACUAAACUAAGGAAAUUAGAUUUGUCUAAUAACUCAGUAGAGUACAUUUCAAGUGAGAACAUGCUUGCCCUUGAUCAAAUUGCAUCUACUGGAAAGAUUGACCUGGAUUUAUCAGGAAAUAUUUUAUCUUGCAUGUGUAAUAAUCAAGAUUUCGUCAACUGGCUGGCAACUACUAAGGUAAACAUUAUUCAAAAAGACAAACUUUAUUGUUUGUAUAUAAAUGAGACUUUAGUAAGUUUGUCGGGACUUGAAUUUAUACGAGAUCAAUUGAAAUAUGAAUGCACUUCAUGGAUUGUGAUGACGUCAUGUGUGACAGGUUUCAUAGGUUUGUUACUUGUGCUAUCUCUUGUGGCAUUGCUUUAUCAUAAACGGUGGCAACUGCGUUACCUUUGGUACAUAGGCAGGGUAAAAAUCGAUCCGUAUCAUCAUCCGGACGAUCAAGAACAAGCUCUACUGGAAAUAGACGCUUACAUUUCAUAUGAACAACACUAUGACGUCACAGAUGAUAUCACAUUACACAAAGCAAUUACAGACAAAAUAUAUCCGUUCUUCGAAGAAAGGGGCUAUACCUUAAAAAUACGUGAACAAUUUGAUGGUUAUGAUAAACUGUACCGUGUAAUUCCAGAAACAAUUAGAAAAAGUCGCAAAGUUGUUGUAUUGUUGACGCCAUCAUAUUGCAAAGAGUACUGGAACACUUUUGAGUUUAAUAUAGCUGCAUAUGAGGGUAUCUACUCAAAACGGAAUGUGAUUCUGCCAGUUGUAAUUGGUGACCUUUCCAAAAUAUAUAUGACACCAGAGAUACGGUCUUUCAUACGCUCAAAAGUCAAAUCUAAAGACGUACUUUGUUUUCCGUCUUCGGAAAAUUAUCACCGUACUAUAGAUGCAUUUAAUGAACAAUUGGAGCAAUGGCUUUGCCUUAGACAUUAAACAGCGCUUUUUAUAUUGUAUUAAAAUCUUGUAGCAAGGUAGCAAAAUUUUCAUUAACUGCCUUGUUUCAUUGCUACGCUGUCAUAGCAGGUUGACUGUCAGUCAUAUUUUCAUAAUACACCAACAUACAUUAUCGUUACAAAAAGUAACAAUUUAUCACCAAUGAACCACCAAAUUCGUCAAAACAAAAACUGGUGGGUUAGCUCUUUUUUUUUCCUUGCUGCAAAUAUCAUAAUCGUUUUUAAUUCAUGUUACAUAACAGAUUUUUUAUUAGCCUUCCAUCUAACAGCGAGUAUUUUAUCAAAGCAGUUGAAAUCUCAUACUCACAUGUAUACAACUUAAAUAAAAUGAUACACACAUUUUGCUUUUAACUGCAUGGACACCCACAGUCUCCAACUCAACCCAAUCCAUCCAGGGAAGUUAGGCGAGUGUCUUAGCUGCUAGCGCCAGCACAACCCUCUUGAUUUUUUUACAAAUUCACUCGGUACUAUAACCAGUUAUAAGAACAGAUAGAAAUAUAAGAAUAGAUAAAAAUAAAAGCAACGAAAUCAUUAUUUUUGUAUUAAUUAAUUACGGACAUACAAAAACGUUCAAGUGCCUCUGUCACACAUUAAAAGUUUGACGCAAAAUAGAAGGAAUUUGGCUGCACUUCAGUAUACUAUUCAAAAAGGAUUUUUAAAUUUUGUGAAUGAGCCACACACUUGAUUUGAAUGUCGGAAAUAUAACAAGGAAAAUCGUUCUUCUAACAUCCUGAUUUCAAAUGUAAUUAUAUAUGAUAUUAAGUGCCUAAGAGUGUUCAGGCCACUGUACGUGUAGAUCUAACUCAUUGAAUUGUAUAAGGAAAUCUACUUAUUUGUAGGAUACGAUCUCUCGUUGGACCAGUUUCCGAACAUUAUUUCUAGUUAUUCAUAGCUGUAAUAU